AUGUCGCAAGCUCAGCAAGAAACCAUCCCACUCGGAGCGUACAUCUGUGCUCGUCUGCGCCAGCUUGAAAUUGGCUCCGUUUUUGGCGUCCCAGGCGACUACAAUCUUCGGAUCUUGGACUAUAUCGAGCCGGCUGGCUUGCGUUGGAUUGGAAAUUGCAAUGAACUGAACGCCGCAUACGCCGCUGAUGGCUAUGCAAGGAUUCAUGGCGUCAGUGUCGUGAUGACAACCUUUGGCGUAGGUGAACUCUCUGCCAUCAACGGAAUCGCAGGCGCCUAUGCGGAAAGAGCACCUGUUAUUCAAAUUGUGGGCGCGCCAUCGCGUGAGAUUCAGAGGUCGCGAACCUUGGUCCAUCAUACCUUUAUUGACGGGGAGUUUGGCCGAUUCGCGCGGAUGCAUGUGCAUGUCACGGUAGCUCAGACAAGUAUCACGCAUGUCCGGACGGCUGCUGAUCAAGUAGACUGGAUCAUUGAGCAGGCUAUUCUGCACCAGAGACCUGUUUACCUCCAAAUUCCCGAGGACAUGCCCGACGUACCAGUUUCCGCCUCGAACCUCCGCCGAAAGCCAACAGUCAGUCCAUCGAUUCACUCUGUGGAGCCAGACGCCAACCACGUUCUCCAAAUCCUCAACCGAAUGUACUCAGCAAAAAAGCCUCUCAUACUGGUGGAUGGUGAAAGCAAGAAUAUGGGCGCUCUGGAAGAGAUAGAACAGUUGGUGAAAGUCACAAAUUGGCCAACCUGGAGCACGCCUUUUGGGAAAGGGCUCGUGAACGAGGAGCUGCCCAACGUGCGCGGAACUUAUCUUGCCAACUAUGGGGUGAAGGCAUCCGCAGAAUACUUCAUGACGUCGGAUUUGGUGCUGUUUCUCGGGCCGCAUUUGAGUAAUAUCAACACGCACAUCUUCACCGCGAUCCCUGACGAAAAUGUGACAAUUUCGUUCUCGCCAAAUCAGGUGAAGAUUGACGGCCAGAUAAUUCGCGAUAUCUCACCCUGUCGUAUGCUGCAAAGCCUCCUUCAAUGCCUUGACAGCUCUCGCCUUGUCAAGAUCAGUGGUCCAAACAGUCCCACGCCUCCCAUCCAUAAGCCGGCACCCUCCGAUUCUCUUUCUCAAGAAAUCUUCUACCCUUUUGUCAAUCCAAUGUUUCGUCGCGGCGAUACGAUUCUCACCGAAACGGGCACCGCAGCGGAAGGUGGCCAGGUUUUCAAGCUUCCAAGCCACACCCGAUUUUUCACUGCGGUGACAUGGUUGUCGAUUGGCUAUAUGCUCCCGGCUACCCUUGGGGCAGCAUUGGCGCAACGGGACUCGGCGAUAGCCACCCAUUGUGCUGAGCAUAAGCCGAAACGAACAAUCCUCUUUAUCGGCGAUGGGAGCUUCCAAAUGACGGCCCAAGAACUCAGCACGAUCAUAAAGCAAGUUCUCAACGUUGUCAUUAUCAUCAUAAACAACAAUGGCUACACCAUUGAGCGAGUUAUUCACGGUCGAGAGGCUUCCUAUAAUGAUAUCUCACAGUGGAAUUAUAGCCAUGCUCUAAGACUGUUUGGCUUAGAUGAGGAGGAAUCCUCGCGGCGGUAUUUUAGUGCGAGAACUUGGGGUGAGCUUCAAACGGCCCUUGAUUCGGAGGAGUUGCACCGAGAUGAUGGCGUCAAAGUUAUCGAGGUAUUCAUGGACCAAGAGGACUGCACUGGGGAGUUGAGAGACUUGUUGAAGGAGCAGCUAGCUAGGGAGAAAUUAUAA
Aspergillus steynii IBT 23096 is the source of this 1734-nucleotide messenger RNA. Its product is annotated as alpha-keto acid decarboxylase family protein. The record is from RefSeq and is a predicted model, not a curated record. Gene Ontology annotation, molecular function: thiamine pyrophosphate binding; magnesium ion binding; carboxy-lyase activity. The transcript has a single exon. Lineage: Eukaryota; Fungi; Ascomycota; Eurotiomycetes; Eurotiales; Aspergillaceae. The coding region runs from base 1 to 1734 and encodes 577 amino acids.